AUGGCACAAAAAAGUGGAGAAACAGCUAUGAACGUUCAAGCUAUAGCUGCCCUCUCAAACGCAGAACACAACGAGCAACAGAAACUCGCGCGCGAGACGUAUCAAAGUGUCGAGGAAAAACAAAAGCAAGAUACAGCUCGGGAUCGCUUAGCUCAGAUUGUGAACAUGCUCCCGAAACAGGAUAGAGAGACUGCAGGUACGGAAUUGGAAAUGGAGCGGUUGGUUGAUGAGGGGUUGUUGGCUAGGCUUUGUCCGGACUGUGGGGGGGAUAGAGAGCAGGGUGUGGAGGGUUUGGAGAUGGUGAGGGGGGAGGGGGAUAUUGGGGAGGGGGGUGUUGGAGAGGGGGGUAUUGAGGAGGAGGAUAUUGAGGAGGGGGGUAUAGAGGAGGGGGGUAUUGAGGAGGGGCAUGUUGAGGAGGGGGAUGUUGAAGAGGAGGAUAUCGAGGAGGGGGAUGUUUGGGAGGCGGAUAUUGGGGAGAGGGAUGUUGAGGAGUGGGGUAUUGAUCUUCUGACAUAUUUACAGCAGAAAGAGCAGCGUACAAAGCCUUCAAGAAUAGUGAGGUGGAAGGAGGAUAUUGGGGAGUGGGAUGUUGAUGAGGAGGAUAUUGGGAAGUGGGAUGUUGAUGAGAAGGAUGUUGAUGAGAAGGAUGUUGAUGAGAAGGAUGUUGAUGAGGGGUUGUUGGCCAGACUUCGUCCGUUCCAUACGAGGGAUAGAGAACGGUAUGUGAGAUCUUUGGAGAUGGGGAGAGGGGAGAGGGAUGUUGGGGAGGGGGGGUUUGCAGUGGCGAGGGAGGGAGGAGCAGGAGGGAGGAGUAGGAGGGAGGAGUAG
This is a messenger RNA of Botrytis deweyae, 828 nucleotides long. RefSeq lists its product as uncharacterized. Lineage: Eukaryota; Fungi; Ascomycota; Leotiomycetes; Helotiales; Sclerotiniaceae. The record is from RefSeq and is a predicted model, not a curated record. The transcript has a single exon. The coding region runs from base 1 to 828 and encodes 275 amino acids.